Messenger RNA from Pteropus alecto (black flying fox), 3101 nucleotides. RefSeq names its product twinfilin actin binding protein 1 (gene TWF1). Gene Ontology annotation, molecular function: actin monomer binding; actin filament binding. Gene Ontology annotation, biological process: barbed-end actin filament capping; positive regulation of neuron projection development; regulation of lamellipodium assembly. Gene Ontology annotation, cellular component: myofibril; actin filament; cytoplasm. The transcript is spliced from 9 exons. Lineage: Eukaryota; Metazoa; Chordata; Mammalia; Chiroptera; Pteropodidae. The record is from RefSeq and is a predicted model, not a curated record. Bases 15 to 1172 code for a protein of 385 amino acids.
CUGGUCGCAGGCUGAUGACGCGCCGGAGCCGCCGGAGGAGCCGCCACUUCCUGGAGUCGCCGGCCGGGGCCGCUCGCUGCUGCACUCAGCUUCGGAGCCGGGAGCCCGCGGCCGCCGCCAUGUCCCACCAGACCGGCAUCCAAGCAAGUGAAGAUGUUAAAGAUAUCUUUGCAAGAGCAAGAAAUGGAAAAUACAGACUUUUGAAAAUAUCUAUUGAAAAUGAGAAACUUGUGAUUGGAUCAUGUAGUCAGCCUUCAGAUUCCUGGGAUAAGGAUUAUGAUUCCUUUGUUUUACCCUUGUUGGAGGACAAACAACCAUGCUAUAUAUUAUUCAGGUUAGAUUCUCAGAAUGCCCAGGGGUAUGAAUGGAUAUUCAUUGCAUGGUCUCCAGAUCAUUCUCAUGUUCGUCAAAAAAUGUUGUAUGCAGCAACAAGAGCAACUGUGAAAAAGGAAUUUGGAGGUGGCCACAUUAAAGAUGAAUUAUUUGGAACAGUAAAGGAAGAUGUAUCAUUACAUGGAUAUAAAAAAUAUUUGCUGUCACAAUCUUCUCCUGCCCCAUUGACUGCAGCUGAGGAAGAAUUACGACAGAUUAAAAUUAAUGAGGUACAAACUGACGUGAGUGUGGACACUAAGCAUCAAACACUACAAGGAGUAGCGUUUCCUAUUUCUCGAGAAGCUUUUCAGGCUUUGGAAAAAUUGAAUAACAAACAGCUCAACUAUGUGCAAUUGGAAAUAGACAUAAAGAAUGAAAUUAUAAUUUUGGCCAGUACAGCAAAUACAGAACUAAAGGAUUUGCCAAAGAGGAUUCCCAAGGAUUCAGCACGUUACCAUUUCUUUCUGUAUAAACAUUCGCAUGAAGGAGACUAUUUGGAGUCUAUAGUUUUUAUUUAUUCAAUGCCUGGAUACACAUGCAGUAUAAGAGAACGGAUGCUGUAUUCUAGCUGCAAGAGCCCUCUGCUAGAAAUUGUAGAAAGACAACUACAAAUGGAUGUUAUUAGAAAGAUCGAGAUAGACAAUGGGGAUGAGUUGACUGCAGACUUCCUUUAUGAAGAAGUACACCCCAAGCAGCAUGCACAUAAGCAGAGUUUUGCAAAACCAAAAGGUCCUGCUGGAAAAAGAGGAAUUCGAAGACUAAUUAGGGGUCCAGCUGAAACUGAAGCCACUACUGAUUAAUAUAUUAACUAUUAUAAUACUAGUUUUUUAAAAGUCCAGCUUUUAGUACAGGAGAACUGAAAUCAUUCCAUGUUGAUAAAUAGUAUGGAAAAAAUUGUACUUUUUGAAAAAUAGCACUUUUCACUUUGGUGUGUUUUUAAAAUUAAUAUUAUGGAAGUCUCAUGAUUUCAAUUUUUGAGUUAAAGCUAGAAAAGGAUUCAACAUAGUGAUGUUUAAUUUUGUCACUUUUCAUAGAGUGAUGAUUGCACACUUUCACAUAAUUCUUAAAGUUUUAUACAGUCAGGCCAAUUCCAGGAAGUCUAAUGUCUAAAAGUAAAAUAUACUUCUUAUUAUUCUUUAGUGAGCCAUCAAAUUUUUUUCUUUAAGGGAGAGAGGAAGACCUUGAAAUAAUCAUACUACUUAAUAUGUUAAGGACCAAGUUAGAUUAUUUUUUAAGCUGAAAUUUAGUGUGCCUAAGAAGCAGUGGAAAGUUGCUUACACUGAGGAGCACUGCUAACUCUCAGAUUGUGGGAUCUUGUCUACAACUUUUAAAGACAGUGCUUUAUGGCAGCAGUCUUCCAUUUGACUUUUUGGUUUUUUAAAUGGCAUUAAAAUUUCAGAGGAUCAGCUCAUUCUGAAACCUUAAGGGUACAAGAUACUUUCUGUCCUGCAGGAUUUCUGAUGACAUUGAAAGACACAUUUAAACAGCCUUAGUCAAUUCUCUUUCUAGUGUUUUAAAAAAUUUCUAUUUCAAAAGUUAUUCCAUUAUAAGUAGUGAGGCCAAAUAUUUAUGUUCAGUUGUAUAUUAAUAUUCAAAAGCAAACAAAACUAAAAUUUUAAACAUUGGCUUCUCUACAAAACCACAUAUUUAUAGGCAGACUGUGUUCUUUAUCUCUUUUGAACAAAUAGAUUUAACAAAAUUGUUUUAAAGUCUUAGUACUUAUCAGCCUAACACAGAUAAACACUUAAGAAUCUUGUUUCAAUUUAUAUCUUACUUCAAAACACAUUUAACUUGUUUUCUAAAACUUUGCAUUUUCAGCUACAGCCGACAGAUUUUGAGCCUCACUUUUCUUUGAUACUUGAAAUAGAGAGAGCUAGAACACUUCAUGUUUAAUCUGUUAAUCCUGCUGCAAGAGCCAGAACUGGGAGGUGUUUUCUAAAUGAACUUUGGGGAUCUUGGAUUUAGAAUUUUUUGAUCUAAACUUUAUGCUGCAUAAAACAAAUAAUCAGAAAUGUACAUUUCAUAGUAUAAAAUAUGAAACAUUCAUUUUUACACCUUAUUAUCUAAGGUAAUAUAUGCACCUUUCAGAAAUUCAAUGUGUGUUUAAGCAGAGCAUAUUUGAAUAAUUAUGGGUUGACAGAUUUUUUUUCCUAGAAUUAAGAGUAUUUGUGUGGGGUUUUGUUUGUUUACAAAUAAUCAGACUAUAAUAUUUAAAAAUGCAAAAUAAUCAACAGUGAUGUUGCACUUGUUUACUAAAGAUAUACUUUAAGUUGGUGCACACGUAGACAUGCAUACACACAAAUUACUGCAUUGAGAAUCUGGGAGUUGUGUUGCAGACCAUAGCUGAAGCUGUUUGUUAUUUUUAGUCAGGAAGAAUGUUAACCUGUCAUGAAGGUAUAAAAUAAUUUUAUAGUGAAUGUUUUUCUGUACUAUCUAUGUGCAAUUAUACUCUAAAUUCGACUACACUACAUGAAAAUGGACAUUCCAGAAUAUAGAUGUGAUUAUAGUCUUUAAUUAUUAUUAAACCAAUGAUUGUUGAAAAUCAGUGAUGCAUUUGUUAUAGAGUAUAACUCAUCGUUUACAAUAUGUUUUAGGUAGCAUCAUCAUAACAAUAGAAGGUGAAUAAAGUAUUCUCAAAUUUAUAUAGCAGUGAAGAAUUACAUGCCUUCUGUGGACAUUUUAUAAGUGCAUUUUAUAUUGCAAUAAAAUUUUUUUCUCUUUAAAUUGUA